AAUGAAAUGGCGGGCGUCGGUGGUGGCGGCGGCGGCGGCGCGGGCAAGAUGGCGGACAAGGAGAAGAAGAAGAAGGAGAGCAUCUUGGACCUCUCCAAAUACAUCGACAAAACGAUCCGAGUGAAGUUCCAGGGCGGGAGGGAAGCAAGUGGUGUCUUGAAAGGCUUUGACCCUCUCCUGAACCUGGUGCUGGAUGGUACCAUUGAGUACAUGAGAGACCCUGAUGACCAAUACAAGCUGACAGAGGACACAAGACAGCUGGGCCUGGUGGUCUGCAGAGGCACUUCUGUGGUUCUCAUCUGUCCCCAGGAUGGGAUGGAAGCCAUUCCCAACCCUUUCAUUCAGCAGCAGGAUGGCUGAUGCUGGCUUGGGACUGUCUCUGAGGACUUCAUGGGUGCAGAUCUUCCAACAGAGCUACCAGUGUGUGAGAAGCUUCCUCUCUGGUGGGGAGGAGCUGGGAUCUGUAUUUGUGAGGGUGAAAGAACUUUUCCUUUUUGUGGCUUCCCAUCAGUGGUGAGAGCCUGGGGCUUGCUGGCUAAGAAGCAAGUUCUGAUUUCCCCCCUGUCCUUCCCCCCCCACCCCCAUCCCAAAUGUGUAACCACCUCUAGAGCUGACAAGAGAAAUCUUGGCAUGGAAUUGCCUGAGGGUGAGCCUGGAAGCCACCCCCCAGAGUGACUAAAGGCUGCCCUCACCAUUGGGUGCAUCAUUUACAUCUUACAAUGGAUUAAAGUGGAUUGAAUCUGAAUUCAUCUCAAGCCUGACCAGGUUAGGAACUGUUUUUCUCCCCCUUAGGUGUCAGCUCUCAGCUGGGGAGCUUCCUGCUGUGUCCCUGCUGCUGAGGUCAGUCUCUGUAGCCUGCUUGCUGCAGUGCAUGCAGGAGGCUGACUCCUUGUCCCUUGGCAUCACUGUGUAGCCAGGAAGCUCUUUCCUAGCCCUUGUCCUGGCCCCUGUGGGCUCUGCUCUGUGGCAGGAGGCUCCCACACUGCUGCAGGAGGGCUGGGCUGACUUCUGGGAUGGUUCUUGGCUGGCCCCUGGCUGGGAGAGGUCCAUUUGGUGCCUGAGGUGGGGAGGGGGAAGAACAGUUGAGAUCCUCAGGUCAGCUGCAGGCAGGGCCUGGAGGUGCUGCAGGGUUUGGUACUGUAAGUGGCCCCUGGUGGUUCUGCUCCUUGGAACUUGCUUUGUAAGGAAACCUUUUUACUUCUUUUGUACUGCAGAAACAGCAACACUCCAAAGAGUUUGGAGCCAAUAAAU
Molecule: messenger RNA, 1251 nt
Organism: Dryobates pubescens (Downy woodpecker)
Lineage: Eukaryota; Metazoa; Chordata; Aves; Piciformes; Picidae
Gene: LSM7
Product: LSM7 homolog, U6 small nuclear RNA and mRNA degradation associated
Exons: 4
Coding region: 7-360 (117 amino acids)
Biological process (GO): mRNA splicing, via spliceosome; nuclear-transcribed mRNA catabolic process
Cellular component (GO): U6 snRNP; Lsm1-7-Pat1 complex; U2-type prespliceosome
Molecular function (GO): RNA binding
Source: RefSeq, a predicted model, not a curated record